CUUAGCCUCAGUUGGUAAUGGACUUACUUCCAUGAAGAUGCUAAUUUAUUUCCACACGACAUGACCAAUUUGCAUGGGAAGACCGUAAAAGUUGCAUGUUUCACUUAUAAGCCUUAUGCUCUACUUGAUCUAGAUCCUCUUGAGGAACCUCUAGGUCGUGAUGGCACUGAAGUCAGAAUCGUCGAUGAAUUUUGCAGAUGGAUUAACUGUACCAUCGAAGUCGUACGUGAUGAUGAACAUGAAUGGGGUGAGCUGUAUGACAAUCAGACCGGGGUCGGUGUUCUGGGAAAUGUAGUGAAAGACCGAGCUGAUCUUGGAAUAACUGCGUUAUACUCCUGGUAUGAAGAAUAUCUAGAACUAGAUUUUUCAGGAUCUGGAAUAAGAACUGCGAUUACUUGUGUAGCACCUUCACCAAGAUUGCUGGCCAGUUGGGAAAUGCCUCUUCUACCAUUCAGUUGGUACAUGUGGAUGGCUCUGGGUUUUACCUUUGUUUAUGCCAGCUUUGCCCUUGCUAUCGCAAAGGGAUGCUCAACUGAUAAAGUAUUUUUGGCUACAUUUGGGAUGAUGGUAACACAACCUUAA
This is a messenger RNA of Ostrinia furnacalis (Asian corn borer), 582 nucleotides long. RefSeq lists its product as uncharacterized. NCBI's taxonomy places the organism in Eukaryota, Metazoa, Arthropoda, Insecta, Lepidoptera, Crambidae. The transcript has 6 exons. Bases 61 to 582 code for a protein of 173 amino acids. The record is from RefSeq and is a predicted model, not a curated record.